AUUGUGUGUGUGUGUGCGUUUUACAAUAUUUAAUUACCGUAUAGAUAAAAUAAAACAUUAAUUUUAUUGUUUGCUUGCUUGUUUUUUUUUUAAUUUUGUUUGUAAAUUGUUUUGAAAAAUAUUCGAAUUCAUUCCAAAGUGAAAAUUAAUUACGUAAUUAAACAAUAGAAUAACAAUAGUGUAAAAUAAAAAAACAUUUAAAUCAAGCAAAGCAUUGAUGUUUUUAGUUUGUAUUACGAAUUUUGGUGAUCGAAUGAUUAUUAUUUUUUUUUUUUAAACAAUGAAUAUUAUUUUCAGUUUCAUUUUAUUAUUAUCUUUAAUACGAAUGAUUGUUGCCAAGAAUGUUGUUCAAGAUGAAAAUCCACAUAAACGAAUUAUGAUACCAUAUAAAUCAGUAUAUGGUGUACCAAGAAGAUGUACGGGAAGGUCUAAUCAUAAAACGACCGAAGAAAAUUAUCGAAUUUGUCAAAUAAAUGCGAUUAAAAAAUGGAAAAUAACAUUUGAACAUUAUUACACUGAAAGUUGGAAUUUCUGCUGUUUCGUGUAUGAUGUUUUGGAAUGCGAAACAAAAGUGUUGUAUGAAUGUGACGCAGACUAUUCGGAUCGAAAUGACAAAGAAACAAGACGAUUGUUUGAUAAAUCAUGUCAACCAAUCAUGGCAAACAAUCCUUGUAGCAAGAGUAAGGAUGGAGGUGAUGACUGGAUAUGGAAAGGAUUAGCAAUUGGUGCAGGAGUCGGACUAUUCUUGUAUUUGUUAUACUCAUGUAUUCAAUUUUGGAGAAAGGAGUAUAACACAGAAUUCAUUGCAAAAGAAGCUUACAAAGCAGAGAAAUUUCGACAAAAAUAUGAAAAGGAAUACAUUCGUGCGGUUUAUGACCAUGAAGUUGAAUUUCAAGAUAAACAAUAUUUCACAAAUGCUCCUAAACAAACAAGUGAGAAUGGAGAAGCACAACCAAUCAAAAAACAAGAAACUGCAAAAAUGUCGAAAAAAGAUUUGAAAAAAAUCAAUAAGAAAAUCAAUUCACAAAUCGAGGCAGAUUCGAAAAAUGAUCCGAGUUUCUGGGAUGAUUUCAAUAAAGAUCCAGACAAAUAUAAACAACCAACCGGGUUUAAGACGAAAGCUAAAAAAUAUUUCAAAAGGUUAUGGCCUUUUUCCAAUGGGAAUAGUGAAGAACAACUGAAAAGAGAAGAACUGAUCCGAUCGGAAGCUCGUCGACAGUAUGAAAAUAUCCGAAAAAAUCGAUUAGAAUUGGACAAAAUAUCAACAGGGAAUGAAAGUUCGAUUGAAGAAAUAAACGAAGAUCCUCUUAUGGCAAAAAUGCUCAGGACUUUGAAUCAAGAACAGGCCGAUAUUUAUCGUGAAACCAUAAAAACUACAAACAUUCCUGAAUCCGGAAAGAAGGAUCAGCUUAAAGAAUGGACGAAAAACUUCAAAGACAACAGGAAUAAGUUUCGAAAUGAAUUUGACAAAAAGUUCGAAAUGACAUUUGGUGAAGAAUCUGAUAACAAAUUAAUAAAAAAAGGGAAUUUGUUGAAAAGCUCAACUCAUGGAUCGAAAAAAACCGAAGAUGAAUCAACGAAAAUCCUAAGAAGUGAUUCAGACAAAGAUAAUAGGACACAAACACCGGUCAGCAUGAUAAGAAGGACAGAAUCAACAUCGAAACCAAAAGGAAGUCAAACCAAAGAAAGUUUGAAAAAAGUUGGAUCUCAAUUCAAGAAGCAACAAUCUACCUCUAGCGUUUUAAGCGAGCAAGCAUCAUUAUCAAAACCAGUAGAAAAUCAAACGACCGAAAUUCUAUCAAGUGAUUCGUCCCAAGUUGAAAAACCAUCAAAUCUCAAUCUAAUAGACGAGCAAAAAUCGACAUCGAAACCAGCAAAUGAUCAAGUGACAAUAAUUCAAGCAAAUGAUUUGCCAGAAGUCAAAAAACCAGAAUCAACAAUCAUCAAUGUAAACGAACAACAAUCGACAUCGAAACCAGCAGAUGAUCAAGUCAUCAAAAUUCUAUCCAGUGAUGAAACAUCAGAUUCCAGUAUAGUAAGUAAAAAUUCAAUGAAAGAAAUCAACAAUAAAGAUGAAGAGAAGAUGAAUAAAAUCAAUCAGUUAAUGAUUGAUUUGAAUGAUAAAAAUGAUGAAAUAGUAGAACUUUCAUCAUCAUCAUCAUCAGUACCGAAAGAAAUGUCAUGGAUAGAAAAAAUAGCAACACAUCAAAGAUUAUGGAAUGAAUCAUCCAUAGUGUUUGAACCAUUAGAAUAUCGUAUUGAACCAAUAUUGACGGAUGAAGAAAAACAUAUUGUAAGUCAAGCAAUCGAACAAAGUACUGAAAAAAAAGAAUACAGAUCAUCGAUUCUAAAAGAAAUUGAAUUCACUGAAAUUGAACGUUUAAAACAACCACUUAGUGAAAGUGAUCGUAAUACAUUAAAUGAAUUUAAAGAAAUAUUUAAAAAAAGAUUAUCUAUCGAUCCAAAUAAGCCUGAAUAUCCUAUAUCAAAAUUUAGACGUAAAUUAGUUGAUGGUCCAAAUCCAGUUAUAAGUGCAGAACAAGAAGAUUUUCUUUACUAUGAAUCGAUGAUUAAACCAAAAAUAUACAAUAAACCAGUCGAUUAUAAUGUUUGGUUUUUCAAAGAACUUUUUACAACUAAAGGAAAAUAUUUUUAUGAUCCUACACAUAGUCAUUCAUUGUCAAAACGAAUGCAAAGAUCAAUGAAUCAAGCAUUUUUACAAACAACAACAACACAAAUGCCUGAACAUCCAUUUACUGAUUUUAGUUAG
This is a messenger RNA of Dermatophagoides pteronyssinus (European house dust mite), 2770 nucleotides long. RefSeq lists its product as uncharacterized. NCBI's taxonomy places the organism in Eukaryota, Metazoa, Arthropoda, Arachnida, Sarcoptiformes, Pyroglyphidae. The record is from RefSeq and is a predicted model, not a curated record.